Messenger RNA from Corylus avellana, 1832 nucleotides. It is a transcript of the gene EXT-LIKE, whose product is annotated as hydroxyproline-rich glycoprotein family protein. Gene Ontology annotation, cellular component: multivesicular body. Gene Ontology annotation, biological process: late endosome to vacuole transport via multivesicular body sorting pathway. The record is from RefSeq and is a predicted model, not a curated record. Lineage: Eukaryota; Viridiplantae; Streptophyta; Magnoliopsida; Fagales; Betulaceae.
AAUCUUCGCGUCGAAGAAAUUGGACUCUGCAGACGACGUCGUAUCUCAGAAUCUCAACGCAAAAACAUAAACCACUUUGAAAUCGCGAAGAAUCAAAUAAUCUCAACUCUCUCUGAGUCUCCGAUACGAUGGCGAGCGAGAACGAACCAGCGAAGCUCCUCUUGCCGUACCUCCAACGAGCCGAUGAGUUGCAGAAGCACGAGCCUCUCGUUGCCUAUUACUGUCGAUUAUAUGCGAUGGAGCGAGGGUUGAGGAUUCCCCAGAGCGAGCGCACCAAGACUACCAAUUCCCUCCUCGUUUCCCUCAUGAACCAGCUCGAAAAGGACAAGAAAUCACUGAAGUUGGGGCCUGAAGACCACUUACAUCUGGAGGGAUUCGCCUUAAAUGUCUUUGGGAAGGCGGACAAGCAAGACCGUGCCGGACGAUCAGAUUUGAAUACUGCAAAAACAUUUUACGCUGCAAGCAUUUUCUUUGAGAUUCUUAACCAGUUUGGUGUACUUCCGCCUGAUCUUGAGGAGAAGCAGAAGUAUGCAGUUUGGAAAGCAGCAGAUAUAAGGAAAGCUUUGAAAGAAGGAAGGAAGCCCACCCCCGGCCCACCUGCUGGUGAUGAUGAUUUAUCAGUUCCAUCAAAUUCAGUUACUGGUGCAUAUGAACUUGGUCCAAGUGAAACUUCAGUCACCAAUCCUGGACCUGAAUCUGAUCUAUCACCUCAGUUCCACGAUAAAGUUAACAACCAGCAUUCUACACAUAUGCCUCCAUCACCUCAGGUUCAUGAUAAAGACAACCAGCAUUUUUCAAACAUUCCUCCAGCGGGUCAGUUCCAUGAUAAAGACAACCAGCAUUUUUCAAACAUUCCUCCAGCGGGUCAGUUCCAUGAUAAAGACAACCAGCAUUUUUCAAACAUUCCUCCAGCGGGUCAGUUCCAUGAUAAAGACAACCAGCAUUUUUCAAACAUUCCUCCAGCGGGUCAGUUCCAUGAUAAAGACAACCAGCAUUUUUCAAACAUUCCUCCAGCGGGUCAGUUCCCUGAUAAAGACGACCAGCAUUCUACAUAUGUUUCACCGUCACCUCCUUCUUACCCUAAUUCUGGUUAUCCUUCCCAUGAUUUUCAUCCUCCUCCUGCAACAAACAGAUCAGAAAGUCCUACUUACUCUCAGCCAUACAACCAUCAAUCCUACCCACAAGAACCUCAACAACCUCAACAACAUUUGCCUUCUAAUUACUCUUCUCUUGAAACUUCCCCCUCUUACUCAUAUCCUCAUUUUCAAUCUUAUCCCAGUUUUACAGAGAGCAGCCUCCCAGCAGUUCCAUCUCAGUAUCCUUCGUACUAUCAGGGCUCUGAUGCGUCCUACUCUCACCAAUCAGCUCCUCCAGUGACAAACUAUUCAUCCACCGCCCCAUACCGUUCUCCCAGCGCAAAUGGGAGUGUUUCAGAACCGUCCCCUCCUCCUGCUCAAAAAUUUCAAUAUGACAUUAACUAUCUACCAGCACCCGAGAAAAUUGCCGAGGCACACAAAGCUGCAAGAUUUGCAGUAGGGGCGCUGGCAUUUGAUGACGUGACAGUCGCCGUAGACUUCUUGAAGAAAUCACUUGAAUUGCUGACAAAUCCAUCUGCUGGUCAAUGAGUUGCCAAUGUCCCGCAUUGAUGGGAGUCUACAGGUGGUUCUAUCUUUUGUUUUGUUUGUUAUAUUUUGAAUGGUUUGAUUUGUAAAUGUCAUCGGAUCUAUAAAUGAAAUAAUUGGUUUGUUUCCCAGUCCCAAACGUGCCCUCUUAAUGUAAGAAAUAGUAUUAAUUUUCGGACCUAAUGGAAAGUGGAAAUCAGUUCGGAUCCG